CCCAGCGAGGUUUUACUGUGAAACACAUGAGAGGAUUUAAAAGCCUGGUAUCUGGGAGGGGUUCUGUGCCGCUGCUGCUGGUGCUGCUGGUGGGAGUGGUUCUGGGCUCGGCUCAGACGCACUGACAGACGGGCUCAGGCUGAAGACUUGUAGACGAGUUGGGAAUCAGACGCAGAUCUGCUUAUUUCCUUUACAGAUGAACUUGGCUCUGAUCCAUGACCGUCUGCACAUCAAAUCGUUCUGGGAGAACCGGAUCAGCGCCGAAAAUCAGCAUGCCGAAAGCGAGGAGCAGAGGAUGACCAAGAGCGCCCUCAAAAAGCUGAGGGGCGAGUGGGUCGUCCGUCUGGAGAACCGAAACAAAAACCUGAAGAAGCUCAACGACAACUUCCUCAGGAAGGCGAAGGCGGAGAAGUCAGCUGACCAGACAUGAGCCAAUCAGUGGACAGCAGGAGCAGCGGACGCUUUUAAAUGGCUGAAAAUAAAACAUUCUGCUGUGAAAUGAA
This is a messenger RNA of Fundulus heteroclitus (mummichog), 503 nucleotides long. RefSeq names its product protein FAM240B. Bases 197 to 430 code for a protein of 77 amino acids. Lineage: Eukaryota; Metazoa; Chordata; Actinopteri; Cyprinodontiformes; Fundulidae. The record is from RefSeq and is a predicted model, not a curated record. The transcript has 4 exons.